AUGUCACCAACAAAUAAAAUUGAAGAGAAUGUUAAUAAUCAACCACAACCACAAUCACAACAACAACAAACCAAUGAUAAUGUAAAUAGUCUUGUAAAUUCAGUUUCUAGUGUUGUACAGAAUGCUCAAGCAAAAGAUAUCUAUUUGGCACCUGGUACCAUUGAGAAACUGGUUGACUAUGUAGAGAGAAAAGAGAAGCGUGAAGAGAAAAAGAGUGCCAAGUUGUUGAAAAAGGAGCAAAAGAAGACGGAAAAGAGUGCCAAGGUAGAGGAAAAGAUUCUCAAAAAAGUUGAAAAAGCACUCGACAGGGCUGAGAAGAAACACGAACGUUCAGAGAAGAAACAAGAACGUACCGAGCGUAAAGCAGAACGAAGAGCAGAGAAAGACGUUCAAAAGGAUAAUAAGUCGAUUAAUGAUGCUGAGAAGGUUGCAUUGGAGUUGGAAACAGAAAGAAAUAAUGAAAUAGAUAACUAUCAUAUUGUUAAUAAUAUUAAUAAUAGUAAUAAUAGUAAAGAUAAUUGUCAUGAAAAGAAACAUCAUCAUCAUCAUCAUAAACAUCAUCACCAUAAUCAUAAACACCAUCACCAUCACCAUAAACACGAUAAAGAAGAAACAAAUCAUGAUGAUGAUGAUAAUGUAGAGGUGGAAGUUGAAAAUGAAGAGAAAGAGAAACAUCAUCACAAGAAGCAUAAUAAACAUCAUCACAAGAAAGAGAAACACCAAUCACAGAAUAUUAAUUAUCUUGACUGGCGCAAGGAGAUCAAUAAAGUAUUAGCAGAGUAUCCUGCUGGAUCGGUUGUGCCAUUCGAUGAGGUUCGUGCCAAGGUCAUCAAGAUUCAACAUGAUAAAUUAGAUUUACUUUUAAAUAAGAAAUUCAACAAAAUUGUUAAAAAGAGUAAACACCAAUUUAUUUUAUCUCCUGAAGGUAUUCAACAGCAACCAAGACAACCACGUUCAGAACAAAUCCCUCAACAACAACAACAGCAAGUAGCAGUUGUACAACAAGUAGUAGAACAACCAGUUUUUCAACAAUUAUCACCAGCAUCAUUGCCAGUUAACAAUACAAUUGAAAUUGAUCAGUAG
Molecule: messenger RNA, 1083 nt
Organism: Heterostelium album PN500
Lineage: Eukaryota; Evosea; Eumycetozoa; Acytosteliales; Acytosteliaceae
Exons: 2
Coding region: 1-1083 (360 amino acids)
Source: RefSeq, a predicted model, not a curated record